AUGGGUCCACUGGCAACAUCAUUAGAUAAGCUUCAGGGCGAAAAGUCAUGUUUUCUAGGCUAUGUGGCUCCUUCUAUAUUGGCAUUAAGACUUCCUAUGAUACAAAUGAAUGACUUAAUACAUUGUAGAACUUUAUGUUUGAAAAUAAUUAGUAGUAUUGAAAAGAGAUUUGAUUACAUAAUUGAUUUGAAAAAAAUAAAAAGUAAGCCAUACAUUUUAUCUGCAAUUAGUCAUCCUAAAUUCAAACUGACAUGGGUACCUGAAAGAUAUAAAUCUUACUGUAAACAAAUGUUUUUAGAAGAAUGCAUUUCAAUAAGUUCUUCUUCAGUCGACAAUCUCAAUACAGAAGUAGAUUUGGACGAUAAUACUAGUGAUGACGAUUUUUUUCAAAUUUUAUCUGAACGUCCCAGUAGCUCAUAUUCCAAUUUAGACUUGGAUGUAAACAACCAAAAAAAUCAAAAUUUUGUAAAUAAUCAAAUUUCAUCGUAUUUAAAUACUACCAAUAAAGAUUUAACUUUUCUUGAUUCAUAUUCAAUAAUAAAACAAAUUUUUUUCAAAUAUAACACAUUUCUCCCAUCAUCUGCACCCGUUGAACGCUUAUUUAGUAGUGGCUCUCAAAUAAUGACACCCAGAAGAAAUCGUCUAAACGAUAAGACUUUUGAAAUGCUGCUUUGUUGUAGGUGUCUUCAACUUAACAAAUAA
Messenger RNA from Macrosiphum euphorbiae (potato aphid), 702 nucleotides. Lineage: Eukaryota; Metazoa; Arthropoda; Insecta; Hemiptera; Aphididae. The record is from the annotation of a GenBank genome assembly.